UCAAAAGUCUGCAUCUUACAUGAUUAUGAUAGGAUGAAGUCCCAUCAGGAUAAGGACACUGAUCAUAAAUAUGAAAAGGCAUCUAGGAUUUCUUAAAUAAUGAAUACAUUGAAUCAAGAUGGUGUUCUUGACAGAACUGAGAGGGAACCGUUUGAUAGUGCUGAUCGUGAGAUAAUUUUGGCUGUCAAUGAUCCCGAGCAGUUGGAUUAUGUUGAUGCUCUGCCAAUGACAGAUGAGGAGCAGGACGCAAAAUUUUCUCAAGUUGCCGGAGUUAGUGUAUUCUCUUCUGAAGGAACUACCGAAGCUAUUUACAGUGCAGCUGGGGCCGUGAUAAGGGGUUCCGACCUUGUGGUUGAAGAGUAUUAUGAGACUGCUUUUGCAAUAAUCAGACCUCCAGGGCAUCAUGCUCAUAAGAUUUCUGAAGGUUUCUGCUUUUUGAACAAUGUUGCUAUAGCUACUCAACAUGUUGUUGACCACCAUCACAUCGAAAGAGCUUUGGUGGUUGAUUUCGACGUGCAUCAUGGCAAUGGCACGCAGGAACUCUUUUAUGGAAGCAAACAAGUUCUUUUCUUUUCCACACAUAGGAGAGAUCUCUCCUAUCCUGCAUCAAAAAGUAGCGUAAACGAUAUUGGUGACGGGGUGGGCUUGGGUUAUAAUAUAAAUGUUCCUCUCAAGAAAGGUUUUAAUGAUGUCGACAUGCUUUACGUAUGCGAUCAACUUCUCGGCCCUGUGGCCACUGCGUUUAAGCCAGAAGUAGUGUUCGUUUCUGCUGGUUAUGAUGCUGGGGAAGGUGAAACAAUAGGAGGUUGCAACGUUUCUGCAAAGGGUUUUGGCACGAUUGUCCGUAAGUUAUUGCCUCUCUCAGGAGGAAAAAUGGUAUUAGCUCUUGAAGGAGGGUGUAAUCUAGUUCAUCUUCCUAUAUGUGUUUCGCACACGAUUCGAGCAAUUUUGGGAGAUGAAGAUGCGUUCCUUCAGGAUUCUGAUUACAGAGAUAAACUUCCAUUCAAAAGCACCAUCCGCACAGUCAAUACCAUCAAGCAUAACUUGAGAUUAUGUUGGGAUGUUUUUAAGGAAAAACCUUCGGUUAUUCUCAAUAAUUCUGCUGUACCAAUUUUUGUUAAUGUAUUCUUUUUGGUAAAUUUAUACCUUCACUAUUUCUGUAGUUUUAUGCAGUGAAGAGAGGUCAAACUAUUCAUCUUAGUGGUGUUCCUAACAGGGGUUCACAGGGUUUAGUUAUUGCGGUGCUAAGCAUAGGUUACAACAAAAACACACCAUCGUUGUGAGAUACUAGUAUAUUCCUAGUCUUUAAAGUUUAGUUUAUCAGUGCUGUAUUUGAGGGCUGCGGUACAGAUUGUUUUCUGCCAAAGCUAGGACUGUUAACUAUUCCUUGUAUUCGAUGACCCGUUAGAUAUUAUACUACGAGUACAUGCAAUCUUUAUCACCCUAUUAAUGCCACACACUAGCUUUUUGCUUGACAUCUUAUUUGUAUGAUUUCUACCAUCUGCCGUAAUGCUGUUGUGCCAUGUGGCUUAUACUCUAGUUUCAUUUUGCAUGGCCAAGCUUUUUGCUUGACAUCUUAUUUGUGUGAUUUCUACCAUCUGAUGUAAUGCUGUUGUGCCAUGUGGCUUAUACUCUAGUUUCAUUUUGCAGGGCCAAGUCCUGAGGCCCAAGCUCCUCUUCCUCCUGGUGGUUUAGGUGGUGGUCCUGGUGGUGCUGGCAGUGGUGCUCCAGCUACGUCAUGAGCAAUUGAGAGUGAACUUCCAUGACUGUGGUUUUGGUACUCAUGUGUUUCUGUUUGUUGUUUUCUGGUAAACUCUUGUGAGAGCAUUUCUGGACGAGUUCUCUUAUUUUGCUCACUCCACUACAUAAAGAUUUCUGUCAAGUGAAUAUAUGUCGCACAACAUUUUAGUUCUUUUGUCAAUUUUCUGGUAAA
This is a messenger RNA of Aegilops tauschii subsp. strangulata, 1933 nucleotides long. RefSeq names its product histone deacetylase 5-like. Gene Ontology annotation, biological process: epigenetic regulation of gene expression. Gene Ontology annotation, cellular component: histone deacetylase complex; cytoplasm. Gene Ontology annotation, molecular function: histone deacetylase activity. The record is from RefSeq and is a predicted model, not a curated record. Lineage: Eukaryota; Viridiplantae; Streptophyta; Magnoliopsida; Poales; Poaceae.